Messenger RNA from Anastrepha obliqua, 888 nucleotides. Its product is annotated as putative nuclease HARBI1. The transcript has 4 exons. Bases 1 to 888 code for a protein of 295 amino acids. The record is from RefSeq and is a predicted model, not a curated record. NCBI's taxonomy places the organism in Eukaryota, Metazoa, Arthropoda, Insecta, Diptera, Tephritidae.
AUGAGUCUCAGCGAUCAAAGUUUUGUGCAGAAUUUUCGGCUUAGUAAGGAAGCCUUUAUGUAUGUGCUAAAUAGCAUAAAGGGCGAGAUGAAAUCUCCAACGAGAGCAACGGCUAUCCCUGACAUCAUAAAAGUUGCAACAACCCUAAAGUUUCUUGCUCAGGGUGCGUAUCAGCAUUUAAUUGGCCAAGACCAUCGCGCGGGGCUAGCACAGCAAACCGUUUCCAGUUGCCUUUGGGAAGUUUGCAGUGCAAUUGAAAAGGUAUUGUGUCCAAAAUAUAUCGUUUUUUCGAUGAGCAGUAAAGAGAAACAGGAUGCCAACCGUAGCUUUUACGAAACAUGCGGAAUUCCGGGUGUGGUAGGAGCAGUGGAUGGAACGCACAUCCAAAUGAUAAGGCCAUCAAAUGACGAGCAUUUAUUUUUUAACCGAAAGCUUAAGCACAGCAUAAAUGCAAUGGUGAUAUGUGAUCACAAAAUGCAAAUUAGAGCCGUGAAUGGUAGAUUUGGAGGUGCAUCGCAUGAUUCGCACAUAUGGAACUUGUUCGGCGAGCGCGAAUAUUUAAAAACUGCCUAUGAAAACGGUGACUCUGGCCAACGAAUUCUUGGCGACUCAGGAUAUUCGUUGGAACCAUGGUUCCUUACUCCAUACAGAAAUUCUACGGAGGGUUCAGACGAACAUUUUUUUAAUCAAAAACAUUCAAAGGGAAGGUCGUUAAUUGAGAGAGUUUUUGGCGUUUUGAAAGGCCGAUUUCGUUGCCUUCUAGCUUCAAGGGAGUUGCACUAUGCUCCAGAAAAGGUUGUGCAAAUACUAAAUGUUUGUUGUGCUCUGCAUAAUAUAUGUAUAAUGUUCAAAGUUCAUCCUCCCAGUUUAGAAAUCAAACCGGAAUAA